Messenger RNA from Amphibalanus amphitrite, 1628 nucleotides. RefSeq names its product neuropeptide SIFamide receptor-like. Gene Ontology annotation, biological process: G protein-coupled receptor signaling pathway. The transcript is spliced from 2 exons. The record is from RefSeq and is a predicted model, not a curated record. Gene Ontology annotation, molecular function: G protein-coupled receptor activity; peptide binding. The annotation marks the transcript as partial. NCBI's taxonomy places the organism in Eukaryota, Metazoa, Arthropoda, Thecostraca, Balanomorpha, Balanidae. Gene Ontology annotation, cellular component: membrane.
CUUCUGCACAGGUUCCUGGCCAUCUGCUGCGGCCUGCGCUGCCACAUUUCCCGCAAGCGGGCCCGCGUCAUCAUAGCUGUCAUCUGGCUGUUUCCCGCUCUCCUGAUGAUGCCGUGGCCUUUGUUCUUCGAUCUCCGUCCUCAAGGAGGCGCCAUGCUCUGUAACGAAGUGUGGCCCAAGGGUGUAGACGGCGGCCUGUUCUUCAUCGCUGCGAACCUGCUGCUCUGCUAUCUGGUGCCGUUGGUGCUCAUCGUCAUCUGCUAUGUCGGCAUAUGGAUCAAGGUCUCCAGGCGCGCGAUUCCCGGCGACACUAAGGACGUUCAGCUGAAGAGGAUGCAGCAGCGCUCCAAGUUCAAGGUGGUCAAGAUGCUGAUGCUGGUGGUGGUCGUCUUUACUCUCAGCUGGCUCCCCCUCUACGGCAUCUGGCUCCUAGUGAAGUUCGCCGACUUUGAGCAGCUCCCGGAAGGCAUGGAUCGCAUUCUUUCCGUUGCCAUGCCGCUAGCUCAGUGGCUUGGAGCUUCAAACUCCUGCGUUAACCCGGUUCUCUAUGCGUUUUUCAAUGCUAAAUAUCGUCAGGGUUUUCAGGCGCUGGUAAAAUCAGGCAGUUGCUGCGCCCCGAUUAGGAUUCAGAUGCCGACUGAUUCGACUUUGAGACGCUCCGCACACUGCCAAACAUUGCAGACGACAGCCAGCUGCGCGACGGUGGCGCACUCUGCACAACUAACGCCUCUAAAGGCCACCGAAAGGGGGCAGGCGCGGCGGAAGCCCGAUAUAACAGGGGUAUAAACGUCGCCUCAAACAUAAGUUUAUAAGGUUAACGACAGAGGGCGACGAUGAGAUAUGCAUUUAACGGUAUGUUUUAAAGCUGCAUGCCAGCGCGGAGGGAAGAAGGAUUUAUGUGAUUGGAGUUGGAGCUUCAGUCGAACUCCGAGUUGGAGUUGGAGUUAUUGGAGACCAAAGACCGGCUGAAUGACUCAGCGGUCUCGGGUGUUGUUAUUCCUUCCAAGCAAGGUAUCUACGUGUAACUUCUGUAAAACAACGCUGAAGAAUGCUCACAAUGUGAAUGCCGCCACAUUUACCGGUAUUUUAUAUGCACUGACGUUGAAACGACUAUGACGCGCAACAUGUGAAUGUUUUACUUAGAGUGCAAUAUUGUUGAGGUGUUGUGAAAACUAUGUAAAUAUGGACAAAAAUAUUAGCACGUAAGAAAUAUAAUUGGCGACUACAGCAUAGGUGGAAGCCGUUCUUUUGGAAUCUACUUACAUACCUUCAUAUCGGGGGAAUCAUUACGUCCUGAUGUUUGCCACUAUAUAUUUUAUCUCUGUCUUCUUAUGUAUCUAUUGGUUUUCAUUUAUUUCAUUCCAUCUGUCCUUUUUCGGUAAGUAGUAGCUUUCUCUUGCUUUCCUGAGACAUUCAAUAAUUCUGCCUUGUAUUCGGUGCAGGCUUGGGUUAGACACCUAGCUACAGUUGAAGGCAAAAUAGUACUCAUAUUCAUAAAUAUUCUGAUAAGUUUCGUCAAUACUAGUCAUACAAACAACAAUAAACACGGUUCUGCCAGUGAGUAACGACAAAGAAAGAUCAUUGUACUUUAACGUUAGUGUAUACUGUAUAGGUGACUAAACAGAGUG